AUGAACCUGAUGAGGAGGAUACUCCUAGGGCUGCUGGCGGUGAGCAGCACAGUGGCCCACUGCAGGGAAGUGAAGAACAAGCUAUUUAAAGGCAUCAAAAGGAACACCAAAUUUUUAGUGCUGAAUGAGCCCAUUGUGCAUUUGGGGCUGAGCGAAGGGCUGCUGCACACCCUGCUGUUUGAUUUAGAGAUUGGAGAUAGCCUAUACACCCUUGACGAGCAUCUCCUGAACGAGCAGAAUUUGAAGCACACCAAUGUUUUUCACCUACUGAUGGACGUAUACAAGCAGGUGCAGAACAGCCAGGGGGGAGACGCCAUUCGCUACGUGUUCCUCUGCUCCGCUUUCACCAGAGUGCACCCCCUAAAUUUGGAGCUUCUGCUGAGGAAGCUAAACAAGUACAUUUACGACGGGCGCAGCCACGAAAAGGGGGACAUAGACGUGGGCGCGAUUCUCGGGGAGUACUCCGCGGAGGUGCGGGCGAAGCGGGCCGCGCGCAGUGCUAUCGGCAGUGACAGCGGCGGGAGCCCCGCCAAGGACCUCGUCGAGCGCAUGCUGAAGGACGAAGUGGACUUCCUUUCGAGUGAGGACCAGGAGGGGAGUGACAAGUUUGUGAAGCCAGGGGGCACGUACAAGGGGCUCUUCGUUGGCUACGGGUUUGGCGGUCAAGUGCCGUCUGGCGAAAGUGGCCCUCCCCACAAGGGUGGGUUGCUCUUCCCCUCCCUAAACAGCGGCAUCAUAAUAGACAUCACCCUGUUAAGGCGCCUUUGCAACCACUUGGCGGCGAAUCCCUCCGAGGAGAGCGUCAAGCUAAUGAAAGACAACGUGCAAGAGCUCUCCAACUACAUCGGGGAGCACCUACACGUGAAGCUAACCCCAUUUGAAAAUGCCUGCCCCACGGAUAGGCACAACAUCUUCCUCGUUGAGAACGAGGGGGGGACAAACUACGACGUGUAUAGGUACCACCUCGUGCUGCAUCUAUUUGGGGACUACAAAAAGGGUAGUCAUGCUGGUGAGACGGGUGCCCAUCUGGGAGGACCCACUGACUCCGCCCUGGAACUGCCGAGCGACGCCGCUCAAGAACGCCCCACUGAUGCCCACCUGGCGCAGCUAAUCGUCGCCUACUUCAGCCUUGCCUACUCCAUAUCCACGUGCGCGAGCUACUCCGUCCGUUCCAAGCAGGAGACCUUCGUCGACUACGACAGCUACCACCUCAUGAGCAUCGAAAAUGAAAUCAAGCUGCACAAGUACAUCAAAGAGACUGAGGACGUUCAGUACAACUCCAUUGAGGAGUAUAAAAGCAAGUUGCAUCAAAUUAAUAAAAAAUAUGAUGCCUUAUUUGAUGAAGGCCAACGUAACUGGACCCACAAAAAUGUGCUGCUCGCCGUGGUGACGAGUGCUCAAACGGAACACCGCAUAGCCCACGUGAAGAGUACCUACGAUAAUAAGGAGAACACGGAGCGGGUGUUUAAUUCGUACCAGCCUCACGGGGGGGAGGGCAACACGAAAGGCUUCGUUGGAGAGAGUGCCUCCGGGAGGGGGGACAAACCGAAGGAGCAACCCCGCGCAGGGGAAAACCUCCUCAACCACGACUUCCUCAAAAGCGCCUUCGAAAAUGAAAAUGUAGACGUCGAAGUGGUUUACUUUUCAGAUGAGGAGAGCAAACGGUAUGAUGAUAUGCUCCACCUGAAGGGGGGGGGCGAAGAAGGGGACCAUCCAAAGGGGGAUGCGGGGGACUCUCCACAGGGGGAGGAACUCCCAAAAAAGGAAAAGCAUAUCAUUUACUACCUUUAUGAGGAGUACGUGAGGAAGAACUCCGCAAUAGAUUUCUUUUUCAUUUGCCAUGACGACACCUUUGUCAACGUAAAAACGUUAAUCGAUGUGCUCAACUUAACUCGCAACGAAUGCACCCACGCGAGGAGACACAUGUUUGGGAAGUACGUCAAGGCGUUUGAUCACAUGGAUGAGAGGGAAGACGCUUUUUUGAAAAACUUCGGAAAAGGAUACCUUCACCUGUAUAGGUACCUCAAGACAAACUUCGUCCAAACGAUUGACGCGCUGAAGAGGUACGACUACCUGCCGAGCUACUGCAAAGGGGGGGGGGCAGGCAAGGGCGCAUCUGGCGGGGCGACGCUCACCGGUGUGCCGCUCUACAUCGGGAAGAGGUACUCUGGCAACUCCUCCGCAGGGGGGGACAGCGGCUUGGUCCACUACUUGGCGGGUGCCUCCGGGAUGGUGCUCAACGGGGAGGCCAUCAAAAGGAUGUACUUCUUCAAGGGGGCUUGCGGUGUGGGGGCCGCAGUAGCCGCGGACGGAGCCACUGACGGAGCCGCUGCCAGCGGAGAGUGCGACGCGCGGCUGCUGAACGACGCCGCCCUGGGCCGGUGGGCCAAGGCCGUGGGCAUCCUGCCCAUCGACUUCGAAGGCUUCUUCCCCAACGCACCCGAGCAUUACCCCCCAGACUACCUGAGCACGAUCAAGCCCGUCUCCUUUCACCAGCUGAAUGAGGGGAGGACCGCCAAUCAAACGAAGGAGGCCUUCUUUCACCACCUAGUUGGUCCCACCCAAAGGAGAAACAAAACGAACCAUGAGGAGGCAGACACGUCAGUGGAUUACCUCGAAAGAAAUUAUAAAAAUACAAUCGACAGCAUCUUUCACUUCUUCUUCUACGUUAAUAUGGCCGAAGAGUGCAAAUCAGCUGAUUCUAUAAUAAAAGCAACGGAACGGAUUUACAGUAAAAUGGGCUCUAGCAAAAGGUUUAAUCACCUCUUUGAUAUGGCCACCUUCUUUACUGGGGACGUGGAAGAUAUGCUCCACUUCCAGAAGAGGUCAGCUGGCAAGGAGACCUACACAAACAAUUAUGUGCAACGGAAGGGGGGGGAGCCAGAUGGGCAACGUCGCCCUGGCAGGGGGGAAGCGGGUGACUUCAACAAAGCGGACGAUUUUGCCCCACUGGACGACUUGGGCGAAGCGGACGACUGGGGGGAAGAAGACCACCUGGGCGACAUGGACUUGGGGCCGCUCGGCGAUCUGGACGAGGAGGAGCAGUUCGAUGACGAUGACUACGACUAUGAGAAGUACCUGGACGGGAUAGAGGCGCAUAAGCGGGGCAGCGGUAGCGGCAGCGGUAGCGUGGAUGACCAGCCGGAGGACCCCGAGUGGCCUGGCGGGAGCGAUGACAGCUUGGAUCUGCCUCCUCACGGCGACGGCGGCAGCGAUGACAGUUUGGAUCUGCCUCCUCACGGCGACGGCGGCAGCGAUGACAGUUUGGACCUCCCCCCUGAUGGUCCCGACUACAGCGACGACAGUUUGGACCUCCCCCCUGAUGGUCCCGACUACAGCGAUGACAGCUUUGAUCUGCCCCCCGAAGGAAGCGAAUUGUAG
Molecule: messenger RNA, 3381 nt
Organism: Plasmodium vivax (malaria parasite P. vivax)
Lineage: Eukaryota; Apicomplexa; Aconoidasida; Haemosporida; Plasmodiidae
Exons: 1
Coding region: 1-3381 (1126 amino acids)
Source: RefSeq, a predicted model, not a curated record